AUGAGAGCCGUGGAGACCAGGGCCACACCUGAGAAUGCUGCCAAAUACGAGUACCUGGAAGAGGUCGGCCUGGUCAAUUGUGCAGGCAACGAGUUCGAGGAAGCUCUCCGUGUCGAGGCCGUGAAGAAGCCUGGGGAUAUGCGCUUCGAACAAGUCACUCUAGAGGUGAAGAAGCCCUCCGCAGUCGCGCGGAGGGCUCUGCUUCUCGAUGCCAUGGCGGCUUGGAGGCGGCAGUUAUACUGCUGA
Messenger RNA from Diaporthe amygdali, 246 nucleotides. RefSeq lists its product as uncharacterized. The record is from RefSeq and is a predicted model, not a curated record. The transcript has a single exon. NCBI's taxonomy places the organism in Eukaryota, Fungi, Ascomycota, Sordariomycetes, Diaporthales, Diaporthaceae. Bases 1 to 246 code for a protein of 81 amino acids.